Molecule: messenger RNA, 581 nt
Organism: Marasmius oreades (fairy-ring Marasmius)
Lineage: Eukaryota; Fungi; Basidiomycota; Agaricomycetes; Agaricales; Marasmiaceae
Exons: 2
Coding region: 99-320 (73 amino acids)
Source: RefSeq, a predicted model, not a curated record
UACCAAGGGGUGUCAUUUAUCCUAUUUAAAGAGCACCGAUCCAGGCCUAUACCCAUCCCCCAAAGUGCCAACCUUUUGGACCCUUCCUUGCUCGCACCAUGCGUUUAACCUUCGUCGCACUCCUCAGUGUUCUCUUCCUAGCUGUUCGGGCUGCCCCCAUUCAAGAAAGAACUCCCGAUAACAUCGCUCGCGAGCCCGUUGGGGAAGACUCUGAGAGCUUCCGUCGAGAACCGGAGGCCGAACCUCUCACCCCCGUAUGGCGCUCUCGAGAAGCUGAGCCUGAGCCUUUCACUCCUGUAUGGCGUCGUGAAGUCGUUUAGUUCGACUCGAAAUGAAAUCGAGUUUCUUGUUCUUCCUUGUAGAAUCUUAGGAGGCCCCACUUUCAGUCAGGAAGCCCUCAAAAUGAUCGUGUCGUUGCAAAUCUUUACUGUGUUUUUUUUCGUUUACCUAUGAAUAUGUACCCCCUCAAACGUUUACUCUAUCUAUUUUUCUGGAAACGUACAAGGUCGAGUAGGAACUAUGUGUUCAGCAACGGAAAGGUUUUGUAACAAGUCUGUCGUACAAGUUGCCCACAACCACCA